AUGUGCAAUUUGCCAUUUCGUGGACACAGAGAAGGAACACAAGCAGAAGAUGAAGGUGAUUAUGAUGAGGAUGAAAGGAAACGUGGAAAUUUCAUUUGCAUCAUUGAGUUGCUUUCUAAAUAUGAUCCAGUUCUUUCAGAAUUAAACAGUAAACCUAAAGGUAAAACAAAGUAUAUGAGCCCAAUGAUACAAAAUGAACUCAUUCAGUUGCUUUCAAAGGAAACUGAAAAAGAACUUACUUGUGCCAUUAAAGCAGCUCCAUUUUAUAGCAUAAUGUUAGAUACAGCACAGGAUAUUUCCAAAAUUGAUCAGAUGUGUGAAAUAUACCGUUACUGUAGCAUAGAAUAUGAUGAUAAUGGAAAGCCAAAGGCCCUACAAAUUAAUGAGUCUUUUUUAGGGUUUCAUAAGGUUGAGGGCCAAAGUGGAGCUGCACUAUCAGAACAAAUUUUGCAAAUAAUUAAACAAAGAGGACUUUCUAUUUCAAGGUGUCGUGGCCAAGGAUAUGAUGGAGCUAGUAACAUGAAGGGGAUAUACAAAGGUGUGCAGAAAAAAAUAAUUGAUGUUGAACCCAGUGCAGUUUAUGUUCAUUGUGCUGCUCAUAAUUUAAAUUUGGUGAUUAAUGAUGCUGUCAAGAAUGUGACAGAAAUGGCCCAGUUUUAUGAUAUUGUUCAAAGAGUCUAUGUGCUUUUUCGAUUGAGUAUCAAGACAUAG
This is a messenger RNA of Macrobrachium nipponense, 711 nucleotides long. RefSeq names its product zinc finger MYM-type protein 1-like. Lineage: Eukaryota; Metazoa; Arthropoda; Malacostraca; Decapoda; Palaemonidae. The transcript has a single exon. The coding region runs from base 1 to 711 and encodes 236 amino acids. The record is from RefSeq and is a predicted model, not a curated record.